UAAAGUUUCACUUAUUGCCGCGGCAUAUAUGAAGGGAGCUGAUGAGCUCUAUCAAACGGACGCGCGCGUUUAUGAUGACAACACUGAGGUGAACACAGAUCAUAAAAGCUCUGAGAACAACUUAAUAAAAUUCAACUUGCUUUUUUAAAACAACAUCGAGGCUCAACAUGACAGCAGCAGCUAGUAGCAGGGAUAAAAUUAACGCGUCGCUAAAUGAUUUAAUGCGCUGUCUGCCAUCACACGUCUACUCUCUGGAUGAGAUCCCCUCAUCUGUGCCAGCGGGAUUCUCUGAUGUGGAUGUGGGGGUUUGUUCUGACCAGUUCAGUGAGGCGUCGGGAGGUUGCUUGAGCACCGACAGCUUCGGCGUGGAAAAACGGGGCCUUGAUCUGACAGACCCGAGCAGGUUUACGCCACACAGCGCGCCUGUCGCCUACACAGGGAAAAUUUCCAUCGACGCGCAAGGAAGUUGGAAUCAAGAGGGAAUAAUCAACUUUGUCAGUGCAGGAGUGCAAGAUAGGCCACCUUCCUCGGGAUCAUUCUCCACGGGUUCUCCCGCAGGUCCAACUCCAGACUGCUCCAAAAUAGGCCAAACUUUUCCCAACAUGGAGCAUAUAUACACAAACCCGACCCCUUACACCUGUAGUGCUGAAGGUUACCAGGACCCCUCGGUCUACCUUUCCACCACUACGUGCCCCAUUACAUACGCCACUCCGUCCUACUCAGCCCCAAAACCAACUAUAGACGGGGCGCUUUUCUCCAUCAUUCCCGAUUAUGGAGGUUUCUAUCAGACCAGCAACAGCCAAAGGGACAACAUGGCUGCAUUUCAGGACAUUAAGCCAUUUUCGUGCUCCUUGGAGUCUAUUAGAGUCCCACCACCUCUGACUCCCUUGAACACUAUAAGAAAUUUUACUUUGGCGUGUCCGGUAGACGGGUCAAGGCCGCCUAUGGACGGCACCAAUCCGCAAAGCGUCCCACUGAGGCCAAUAUUGCGGCCACGGAAAUACCCGAACCGACCCUGCAAGACGCCGGUCCAUGAGCGGCCGUAUCCCUGUCCGGCUGAGGGAUGCGACCGGAGGUUUUCGCGCUCGGAUGAGCUCACGCGCCACGUUCGCAUCCACACCGGACAUAAGCCGUUUCAGUGCCGCAUCUGUAUGCGCAGCUUCAGCCGGAGCGACCACCUCACGACUCACAUACGCACACACACGGGCGAGAAGCCCUUCUCCUGUGACUUCUGCGGCAGAAAGUUCGCGAGGAGCGACGAGCGAAGGAGGCACACAAAAAUUCACCAGAGACAGAGAGAUAAAAAGGUGUCAGUGCCCCCUCACAGCUCGAGCGCCGAUGGCACAGCGAUGUGAACAACAAGUUUUGACUGCUGGGUUAAUCGUUGCUCCUUUAAAACUUGGAAAUAUCGCUCUGUUUGUGUGCGCACAAAUACACGAAGGCAGCUUCUGAAUCAAGUGUUGAAUGUUUGUUGUAGUAGGAUAGCUGAUUGUCACAGAACAUUUCAUGUGGUUCAAAAUGCAGUUGUUCUGAGAUAUAGUGUUUACAGUGAGUCUUUUUAUUGACAUUAUUACUGUUAUGUGUCUUAAUAAAUUGUAAUAAACACAAA
Megalobrama amblycephala (Wuchang bream) is the source of this 1609-nucleotide messenger RNA. It is a transcript of the gene egr2a, whose product is annotated as early growth response 2a. Gene Ontology annotation, biological process: regulation of transcription by RNA polymerase II. The transcript is spliced from 2 exons. NCBI's taxonomy places the organism in Eukaryota, Metazoa, Chordata, Actinopteri, Cypriniformes, Xenocyprididae. Gene Ontology annotation, molecular function: DNA-binding transcription factor activity, RNA polymerase II-specific; RNA polymerase II cis-regulatory region sequence-specific DNA binding. The coding region runs from base 168 to 1355 and encodes 395 amino acids. The record is from RefSeq and is a predicted model, not a curated record.